This is a messenger RNA of Ectocarpus sp. CCAP 1310/34, 2933 nucleotides long. Lineage: Eukaryota; Phaeophyceae; Ectocarpales; Ectocarpaceae. The record is from the annotation of a GenBank genome assembly.
UUGAUUUUGAGAAGGAUGUUGGUUUUUCGAUGUCGGACGUGUUCACGAGUGCGGAGCCUGAUGCGUCAAUGCCUGGUGUUCCCCGCGUGCCUGCUGUGCAUGAACGUUUUGAUGAUGAGUUGGGUGUCUCGAAGUUUGGUGUGUCUUCUCAUGAUGUACCCCGCGUGCCCGCUGUACUUGAGAGUCCUGAUGAAGUGGUCGGCGUUUCGGAGUGUGAUUCAUCUAUCCCUGCUGUACCAAGUGUGCCUGGAAAGGUUGGAGACUCGGCUCUCAUCAAGGUUGCCGCUGUAGUGAGUUUGGACCUUAGGUUCCACCAAAUCGGAGCCAACGGGAAAGGAGGAUUUGGACGUCACUCCGCGAUGGAUUCCGAUCUAGAACCCCCCCGCGUGACGGAUGCUGUCGCGGAAUACUCGGCGAAGAUGAUUGAUGUGUGGGAGAGUGAAGAGUGUGAACGCGCCACGGCUGUGUUGGGUCCGGGGAAGACACCUUUCAACGUCGGCAAUGCGCAAAAGGUUAUGGAUGUUAACACGUUCCACAACCGUGCCGGCCACUUGUCCGAACCCAUUUUGAGACUGUCCGCGAAGCAGCACGGGAUUACCCUCACGGGCACGAUGGACAGCUGCCGCCGAUGGUGCUUGCCGGCGCGUGGGACGAGGGCGCCGGUGCCGAAGCAGGGGGGCGGGUACCGCGGCAAGAGGGCGCCGAGCGACGUGUUCCGCAUCGACCUCUGCGGCGCGUACACGGCGACGAUCGGUGGCAACCACUAUAUGCUCCUCGGUGUGGACGCCGCCACGGGAUGGAUGGUCUGCUACGCCAUGCGGCGUAAGUCGGAGGCGCUAGCGGUCGUCAAGCGCAUGGUCGUGGAUGCCGCCCACAAGGCUGGUACCGCGAUCAAGUGCAUCCGCUGCGACUGCGAUGCCCUCUGGACCAGCAGCGACUUCAACGAGUUUUGUGCCAGCAUGGAGAUCGCGCUCGAGUACUCCCCUCCCGGCGUGCAGCAGUACAACGGCGUCGUCGAGAGCGCCAUCCAGAGGUGCCUCAAGGUGGCCAAGGCAUCCCGCCGGGCCGCCCAGGAGCUGCUUGGCCCCGCAGGAUUUUCUCGUGUCCGCGGUCUGAGUGUUCGUGGCGAUGAGCUCUGGGCGGAGUCCGCAAAAGAUGCCGCGCAGAAGUCAGCAUAUCCUUCCAACCCCGGGGGUGCGUCGCCGCAGGAACUCUACACCGGCAAGGGAGGCCCUUCCCGCUUGAACCCGUUCUUUCAGUACGGUUUCAUGUGGGAGCGGCUGGCGAAAAAUAUGGACGGCAGGGCCGUGCCGUGUUUUUUCCUCAACGCCGGGGCCAACCACGCCGACGUCACGGUUAAGGACGAUGCCGUCACCAAGCCUCUCCCUCCGACCGAGAUCACCAUGGGGCUGCUGGCGCAAGCAAACGACGACGUCCUCCUCUCGAUGCUGGAUGCUCGGCGAGUCAAGAACGGUAAGACAAUGCUCCGGCCAGGAUUGGAGGGGUCGGCGAGAAGGGGGGCGGAGGCGAGCAGCUCGCGAGGAGUGAGGGGGUGGGAGAGAGCACGGGAAAGUUGCCGGAGGUGGGNCAUCGCCCAGCAACAGCUUUCUGCCCUAUCGGUGGACCGGCAGUUGCCAUUACUGCAGGACGAUGCCGUCACCAAGCCUCUCCCUCCGACCGAGAUCACCAUGGGGCUGCUGGCGCAAGCAAACGACGACGUCCUCCUCUCGAUGCUGGAUGCUCGGCGAGUCAAGAACGCUUUGGCGUGUGAGCUUGACUUGGAGUUGUGUCACUUCGAUAUCGUCCAGGCUAUUGUGAGGGCCCCUCUCAAGGAAGAUAUUUUCAUGCGACUGCCGGAGGGAUGUGGUGCGUUGUCGGGGAAGAUACUGCAGUUGAAUAAGAGUCUUUGUGGCUUGAGGCAGGCAGCUAGAGAGUGGUACGCGUUACUGAAGAAGUGCAUUUUGACUUUGGGGUUCGAGCAGUGCAUGGCUGAUUCGUGUGUUUUUCGUUUUGUCGAAGGGGGGGGAGUAGUGUUGCUUCUCGUAGUACACGUAGACGAUAUUUUUGCAGUGGGGACGAAGGAAGGGUGUCAUCAAUUCGGGAAGGACCUGGGAGAGUAUGUGCCAGUGAAGUCUCUAGGGGAGAUGAAGUGGUACUCCGGUUGCUAUUACGAGAGGGACAGAGAGGCUGGCAGGCUGACGAUUUCACAGCAGACAUACACCGAAGAGCUGGGAGAGAGAUAUGGUGUCGAGUGGGGGGGGGGCAUUCCUUUGCCCACCACCUGGAGACUUUGGGACUUCGACUUGGACGAGCCGAGCGUAGAGUACACUUUUCGCGCGCUGGUCGGUUCGCUGUUGUGGAUUGCCUUGUUGACUAGGCCGGAUAUCGCGAAUUCGGUGAGAGCAGUGGCGAGGUAUUGUAGUGCACCGAAGUUGAUCCACUGGAAGGCUGCACUUAGCAUUUUAGGAUAUGCAGUUAGGACUGGUUCUUUGGGGAUUUCUAUUAAGAGGGGGACGGUUUCGGGAUUUUCUUUGAUUGCGUUUGUCGACGCGGAUUACGCUUCACGUGCGGCAGACCGUAGGUCGGUUUCGGGAGGGGGAGUGAUGUGUUCAGGAGGGGCGAUUGCAUGGUUCUCCAAAACUCAGAAGUGUGUGACUUUGUCUACCACGCAGGCAGAAUACGUGGCGAUGGCGGACAUGGGGAAGGAGAUUUUGUUUUUGGAGCAAGGGGCUAUCCAGAUCGCAAAACACCCGAUCUCGAAUUUCAACUCGAAGCACAUCGACGUGCCGCAUUACUUCCUCAGGCAGCUCGUAGAUGAGAAGGUGGUAAAGAUUAUCCACGUAGCGUCGAAGUACCAGCAUGACGACUUCCUCACGAAGGCGCUCCCUGAGAGAGAGUUUGUUUCCCACCGGGAGAUCCUUUUUGGUUUUUGA